AGAGCUGCCAACUCCCUGGAGAAGCCGUGGCUGAAGGAAGACUUAUCUUUUCCCGGGAAAAAGCGAGUCAGCGGAUCGGACGGAGGGAGGACGGCGCAAAGGGGCUCUCUGUGUUGAAAACUCGGCCGAGAUGAAAUAACGGAUCGAAGGGAUGCCUCUGCGCGCGCGUGCACCCACGCGCACCCACUCACGCGGAGUUUUUCGCCUUCUCUCGGCGGAUCGGAGCGUUGCUGCGCUCUGAGAGGACGGAAGGCAGCCCAGGGCUGCGGUUCUAACUUGUCUUUCCCUCUCCUGCCCGCUCUUUUCUGCGUUUUGUAUGGUUGCGAUUGGGAAAUCGGGCGAGCAGAUCCAGUACGCGUCCCGUUCCUUCUCACGAACUAUUUUCGCCGAUUUGCCCCCUGAUUUACUUCCGAGCUGAGAGGAAUAGAAACCGCUCUCCUGAGAAGACUGAGAAACAACGGCCGCAAUACUUUAAUAAUAAUCUAAUAAUAAGUAGCCCUCCCGCAAUCUGAAAACGCCCUCCUCCUCCAGCUACCUUUCACUCGUGACACCCCCCCGCCCCUGGAUGCUGAAGACGGGUUGGGAAUUGGUAAGCGAUGCAAGUCCGAUAAAGCUGGAGUCUCCAACCGGGACUUGGAGGAGGAUCGCUAGGUAGUUCCUUAAAGAAGCGGGUCUGCAGGAUGAAUAAAAGAUACUUACAGAAAGCAACUAAAGGAAAACUGCUAAUAAUAAUAUUCGUUGUAACACUGUGGGGGAAAAUAGCAUCUGGGGCGAACCACCACAAAGCUCAUCAUGUUAAAACUGGAACUUGUGAAGUGGUGGCUCUCCACCGAUGUUGUAAUAAGAACAAAAUAGAAGAAAGAUCACAGACAGUCAAGUGCUCCUGCUUUCCCGGGCAGGUAGCAGGUACCACUCGAGCAGCUCCUUCUUGUGUUGAUGCCUCAAUUGUAGAACAAAAAUGGUGGUGCCAUAUGCAACCAUGUCUUGAAGGGGAGGAAUGCAAAGUCCUUCCAGAUCGAAAAGGAUGGAGCUGUUCUUCUGGGAAUAAAGUGAAAACAACAAGGGCAAACGUGUAAAACCAUUCAAGAACAAGGAGAUUUCUGCAGUGCCUGAUGACAAUUUUUGAUUAUUCCACACACACAAAAUAAUCUGGCUCCACGUUUGGAGCAAUAGUUGUGAUGAAUCCUAAUCUUGGUCGGAUUCUCAGGAAGGGUCAGAAGGUGCAUUGAGGAGGACAGAGUCAAAACUACUCCUGAAAGAUGCUCCAGCCUUGGUUUGUUAUCAAAGAACAGCAGGUAACUCGAUAGCAAAAAAUAAAUCACAUCAAACUCAAGACUGAUAACAUCCAAUACAGAGAAUUUGGAAGUUCUAUUAGCUAAAUAUGAUCUUUGAGAUUUGGGUUGAAAUUGCUGGGACAACUUGUUCAGUGAGGAUAUACGCUAUAAUCAACAGCUACUGGAGAUCAAUAGUGCAAGAAAGUCAGACACACAAACUGUCUAAUAUAAAGAUUUCAAUGGGAAGAACUGUACAUUUGUAAAAACAGGAAAAAAGAACACACACUUUUUGGCAAAGGAAGUGAAAAAGAUGCUAAAAGGAUGCUGAAGAAGUAGUAGUCUUUUUGAUCCUUGGCUUGGACUCAAAAUAUUUAACCUCUACAAAGUAACUCUUUGAAAUGUACUGAUAUAGCUUAUUUGAAACAUUUCCAGUCCUCUGUUCAAAUACUAGUGGAACUGUGCAUUGGUUUAAUCAAAUUAUUGUUCCAGAAAUUGACCUCGGAUACAGCACCGCCUUAGACACUUUAAUUUGAAUUCUAAUCUUGAAGCUCCAAGGCUAUAUAUUUCAACACGUUGAAGUUGCUUUUCUUAUAGGAAUGGAAAUGUAAUAUCCAUUGUUAAUCAUUAUUGUUGACACGUAGUAGUUAUCUGAAUACUUCAUUCUUAUACUAAUAUAUCAUAAGUCAGAUAUUGUUUCCUAACCAGCUACUGCAGUUCCUUUCAAAUAAAUAAAAGAUUGGUCAAAAAUGAAAAUUUUAUUCCACACCCUUCCCAAUAUUUUAUGUUGUUAAAAUAUCUGUUUUAUAUAAUUUUAAAGUUUAUAAUUAAACUUUAAUUUGUGAAUUUAUUAACAUUAA
Messenger RNA from Candoia aspera, 2131 nucleotides. RefSeq names its product TAFA chemokine like family member 2 (gene TAFA2). The record is from RefSeq and is a predicted model, not a curated record. Bases 681 to 1076 code for a protein of 131 amino acids. NCBI's taxonomy places the organism in Eukaryota, Metazoa, Chordata, Lepidosauria, Squamata, Candoiidae. Gene Ontology annotation, molecular function: receptor ligand activity. The transcript has 6 exons.